CGUGCGUCGCAUCGUCCACCGGAACGAUUUGUGUUCAUUUGGAUCGAUAAAUUAGCAAAAAUUGAAGUUUUGAACUAAAUCCAAAGCAAGUGAAGUACCUGGAAGAAUAUGGAUGACGAAGAGGAAACAUACAGACUAUGGAAGAUUCGCAAAACCAUCAUGCAGUUGUGCCACGACAGAGGCUACCUGGUGACACAGGACGAGUUGGACCAAACACUGGAGGAGUUCAAGAGUCAGUUUGGAGACAAGCCCAGUGAGGGUCGUCCCAGACGCACAGACCUCACUGUGCUGGUGGCGCACAACGAUGACCCCACUGAUCAGAUGUUUGUUUUCUUUCCUGAGGAGCCAAAGGUGGGAAUCAAAACCAUCAAGAUGUACUGUCAAAGGAUGCAGGAGGAGAACAUCACACGAGCCAUCAUUGUUGUUCAGAUGGGCAUGACACCUUCUGCCAAACAGUCUUUAGUAGACAUGGCGCCCAAAUAUAUAUUGGAACAGUUUCUACAACAGGAGCUGCUUAUUAACAUCACAGAGCAUGAGCUUGUUCCAGAGCACAUUGUUAUGACAAAAGAAGAAGUGACUGAACUCCUGGCAAGAUAUAAAUUAAAGGAAAGUCAGUUGCCAAGGAUCCAAGCUGGGGACCCUGUGGCUCGUUACUUUGGCUUGAAAAGAGGACAGGUAGUAAAGAUCAUCAGACCGAGUGAAACAGCUGGGAGGUACAUCACAUACAGACUGGUUCAGUGACAGAUUUUGUUCUGGAUCAACAUUUCUGACCAGUGACAGGAACUGAAGAUACAUCUUUCAUCCAUGGAUUAUCCUUCUGCUUUUG
Molecule: messenger RNA, 826 nt
Organism: Scomber japonicus (chub mackerel)
Lineage: Eukaryota; Metazoa; Chordata; Actinopteri; Scombriformes; Scombridae
Gene: polr2eb
Product: RNA polymerase II, I and III subunit E, b
Exons: 8
Coding region: 109-741 (210 amino acids)
Biological process (GO): DNA-templated transcription
Cellular component (GO): RNA polymerase III complex; RNA polymerase II, core complex; RNA polymerase I complex
Molecular function (GO): DNA binding; DNA-directed RNA polymerase activity
Source: RefSeq, a predicted model, not a curated record